Molecule: messenger RNA, 2532 nt
Organism: Spinacia oleracea (spinach)
Lineage: Eukaryota; Viridiplantae; Streptophyta; Magnoliopsida; Caryophyllales; Amaranthaceae
Exons: 1
Coding region: 203-2368 (721 amino acids)
Source: RefSeq, a predicted model, not a curated record
AAAGUGGCAAACUAUUUUUCACCCACACAAUAAAUUAUCAACCUUAUCAACAAAUUUUCCAAUAUUUUUAACAUCACACAAAAAGCAAUUCGAAACAAAAAAGAAGCCCGGAAAAUAUAUGCUCAUGAAAAAAAAAAAUGAGGACAUGAAAAACAUUUCGACAAUCAACCUGAAAUUGUUCAAAGAUCAUAAUUCAUAAACAAUGAAAUAUUCACCAACCUCUGUUUUCUUGUUAUUAUUAUUGUUCAUGAAUUUCUGCAAUUGUUCAUUAAAAUCCUCCAUAGUUUUUACUACUCUGGGAAGAUCAAGGUACAAAUUUGACAUCUACACUUUACCAAUAACCACCACUCAAUCAUCACCGUCAAUUUCCCAACAUCACCAUGAGCUGAAACUCACUGAUGGGGUAUCUGUUAAUUUUAAUGGCCACUUCCCCACUAAUUCAACCUCAAUUUUCUCUCUCCUCAAAAAACCAAACUUCUUCGAAUCAUCUUUCAGUAGUUCUGAGAAAUUUGAAGUUAUUUAUGUUUCCGAGAGAAAUGGAACGUCUAGUGUCUUCUUUGACUCUGUUUUGUUUGCUGAUGACGACUCAGUGAAUCGACCCGGGUACAGGUCCGCCCUCGAGAUUGGUGUUUCGGGUCGGGUUCAGAUUCCUUUGUUGGGGGUAGGGUCGGAGAAUGGAGGUGUGACGGUUUCGAUGAAGGACCGGCCGAGUUUGGUUGGGGAGGUGUUGGUUUACGUUUCGACUCAUGAGAACUCGGGUGUGCCUCGGACGAGUUGGGCGGCAGUGUACUCGACUCAUGUCUUGACCGGGUUGACUAGGAGGCUGACACCUGUAGGGAUGGCAGAUUUUAGUCCUGCGGUGUCGCCGUCGGGGAUUUUCACGGCGGUGGCUUCUUAUGGUGAGGAAGGAUGGGGUGGUGAUGUGGAGGAACUUGGUACAGAUAUCUACGUUUUCUUGACUAGGGACGGGUCAGACCGAGUUAAGGUGGUAGAACACGGCGGUUGGCCGUGUUGGGUUGAUGAUCGAACCAUUUAUUUUCAUCGGAGGGAUGGCAGUGAUGGGUGGUGGAGUGUUUACAAGGCAAGUCUUCCACGAGUUGGGCGAGUUACCACCGAAUCAGUGUUGGUUGAGCGGGUCACGCCACCAGGUUUGCACGUCUUUACUCCUGCCACUUCACCAGGUAAUGUUGAGUUUAUUGCAGUAGCUACUAGAAGACCCGGGUCCAAUUACAGGCAUAUUGAGCUAUUUGAUCUUAAAAAUAAGCAGUUUAAGGAAGUGACUCGACCCGUUUCACCUCAUAACCACCACUUUAAUCCGUUUAUGUCGCCCGAUGGGACCCGAGUAGGGUACCAUAAGUGUACGGGUGGGGAUAAUGGGGAGAAGGGAAAGGGUGGAGGUCAAAUACUUCUCCUUGAGAAUUUGAAGAAUCCAGUAGCUGAUGUGUCUAUAUUUAGGAUUGACGGGUCAUUUCCGUCAUUCUCACCCACGGGUGACCGGAUUGCCUAUUUGGCGGACUUAGAUGACGGGUUUCUGUAUGUUGUCGACCAUGAUGGGUCAAAUAAGAAGUUGGUUCAUAAAGGGAUGGCUUUCACAACUGCUUGGGAUCCUGUAAGAAAAGGUGUAGUUUAUACUAGUGUUGGUCCUAACUUUGCAUCCGAAAGUAGUAAGGUUGAUAUAAUUGCAAUUAACGUUGAUGAUGAUGAUUUAAGUUACAAAAAGUUGACCCAUGGAGGUGAAAACAAUGCUUUCCCAGAACCAUCACCCGAUGGCAAAUGGGUCGUGUUUAGGUCGGGUAGAUCGGGUCAUAAGAAUCUAUACAUUAUGGACGCCGAGGAAGGUGAAACGGGUGGCAUCCAAAGGUUGACAGAGGGUCCAUGGAGCGAUACCAUGUGUGACUGGUCACCUAACGGGGAAUGGAUUGCGUUCGCAUCUGAUCGGGAUAAUCCGGGUGGUGGGAGUUUCGAGGUGUUCAUGAUCCAUCCGAAUGGGACGGGACUUCACAAGGUAAUCCAAAGUGGAUUAGGCGGGCGGGCUAAUCAUCCUUGGUUUAGCCCAGAUGGGAAGAGAAUUGUGUUUACUUCAGAUUAUUCUGGGAUAUCAGCUGAGCCCAUCUCAAAUCCACACCAUUACCAGCCUUAUGGGGAGAUAUUCAUUGCAAAUGUAGAUGGGUCGGGUAUUCGGAGGCUGACCCAUAAUUCAUUUGAGGAUGGGACACCUACGUGGGGGCCUAUGUUCCUGAGCCCAGUAGAUGUGGCUCAACCAACAAAGGAAGCAAAGUGCUUGUUUGAGGACUGUCAUUGGCUCAACAUAAAGAAGAAAUUGGGUUUAAAAACUGCAGUCGAUGCAUCAACUGGAGCUCAAUGCUAAGAACCAGUAAGAAGGCUGAAGGUUGCUUAUGUAAAAAGUUUUGCUCUAUGUUUAUAUAUAUCCCAAUAAAUUAGAGCUUGUAUUUAUGGACAAUUCGACAUAGUCUUAAGACUCUUUGGUUAGGUUGAUAAGAUGAAUAACUUUACAUUUUAUAUUUUACAGGA